GUUGGUUCCAACAUUUUUCUCGUGGUGCCAAUCCUAUUACAGUAAUUACAGCCAAGUAGGAGAUUUAGCAGGAAAGCUACACCGGAGAGGGCUUUUAACGGCUAGGACGCAUUACCCUCGGGGCGCAAAGCCGCCACGAUGGGUGUGAAGGAAAAGGAGGAUGGAUCUGGCCAGUAUUCACCAAGCGGCCUUGCAUUGCUUCUUUCGGACGGCAGCAGCGGACCCAAGCUGGCUGAGGCUGCAAUUGAGGACGAUGAGGUCGCGGCUGCAGUGCAUGUUUUUGACAUUAAAGAUGAGCUACUUAAUGGCGAUGACAUGUACACUCGUCUGAGUGAUCUUGUCGCUCAGCGUACCCAACAGUAUGAGCGCGAAGGACACGGCAGCAGUGCGCGAGAUACCAGGCCUGGACGUUUAGGUCCCAGCGUAGUUGGUGUCGACUGCGUAUCAGGCCGGCUUGAAACCAGCGCCAGCGGUACCCUAACAUCAACCGCAAAUUUCUCCUCAUGCCGGGCCAAUGCGUGUGUCUUCAAGGGCAAGUGGCAGUACGAAGCAACCAUCUGCUCGUCGGGCAUCAUGCAGAUUGGUUGGGCGACUCUUCAAUGCCCGUUCACUUCAGAGGAGGGAGUCGGAGAUGCUCCUGAUUCCUACGCCUACGACGGAAAGCGCGUCAAGAAGUGGCACGUCAAGUGCACCCAAUACGGCGAGGCCUGGGCCGCCGGUGACGUCAUCGGCUGCUGUCUCGACCUAGACCGCGGCGAGGCCUCCUUCUACCGCAACGGCCGCAGCCUGGGUGUUGCCUUCACCUCCAUCCGCACCCUGCAGCCCCACCUCGCCUACUUCCCCGCAGCCAGCCUCUCCUACGCGGAGCGCUGCGAACUCAACUUCGGCGCCGCUCCGCUGCAGUACCCCGCACCCGGCUUCCAGCCGCUGCAGGCGCCGCCCCCCGCCGGCCAGCUGGCGGCUGCGGGGCACCUGCUGGGCUGCAUGGAGCGGCUGGUGACGGACGUACGACCCCGGGGCGAUGUGGGUCGGGACGGCGGGGGUAGCAGCACCGGUGGCAGCAGCACCGGAGGUUACCCAGAUCAGGGUAGCGGUAACACAGCAGCAGCAGCAACAGCAGCAGCAGCAGCAUCCGGAGGCUACCCCCCAGGUCAGCAGCAGCAGAUCCAAGGGGCGCCGCAGCAGCUGGCAGCAGGUGCGGGCGACCGCCCCGCCCCCUCCUUCCGCCUGUCCCCCGACUCCUGGCUGCUGCUGGGCAGUGUGGCGGCCGAGCAGCUGGCGCCGCUGCUGCUGGAGCCGUACGUCAUCAGCGGGGUGCUGCUGCCGCGACUGCUGGGGCUGGCGAAUGGCGGCAGUGGGGGCGGAGAGGGCAGCGCCGCCGCCUCCACCUCCUCCUCCUCAGCAGCUGCAGCACCCGCUCAAGCAGCCGCAGCACCGCCCUCAGGAUCACCCUGCAUGUCCCCACAGCAGCACCCACAGCAGCAGCCCCUCUCCGGCAUGCUACAGCUCCUAGAGCUCUGCCUGGAGCCCGAGCUGCUCUCCGCUGUCGUCAACUGCCUCAUGGAGGCCCUGGCGCGGCGCUGUGUCUCCGCGCCGCUGCAGCCCGCCCUGCUCCCGCACUCCUCCUCCUGCCCCUACCUAGCCCUGGCAGCGGCCAUUGCGGCCCGCCCCGCGUUGCGCGCCGUGUGGCUGCGGCACCCCAACAUGUGGGAUACGUUGGAGGGGCUGCUGACGCGCAAGGGGCCGGCGCCGGAGGACCUGAGGGCGCUGCUGCCGGUGGUGUGGUGGCGCGGGUGUGCGGAGGAGGGGGGCGAGCGGGAGCGCAUGCGGGGGGCGCUGCAGGCGCUGAGCACCGCAAUGGCCCGGGUAGAGGAGCUGCAGUACACGCUGCUGAGCUGCCUGCUGGGCAGUGCGGGGGCGUCGGGCGACCCACGGGACGAUGCGCUGGUGGGCUUCCUGCGCUUCCUGGUGCUCAAGAACCGGGGGGCCACAAGGGACGUGCCGCCACCGGGACUGUCGGACUCCACGGUGCUCAUCAGCGCCUACCUGGUGCUGCUGCGCAUGCUGCGGGUGGUGCUGCCCGCCACCACCGCCUUCCCAGCGGGGGCGCUGUUCGUGAAGACCGCCCUGAAGGCCGACCUGGAGCCGGUCAACGGGCUGGUGCGGCUGGGUGGUAUCGUGACGCAUCUCACCCGCGAGGCGCCCGUCACCGCACCCGAGGAGCUGCAGCCGCUGCAGCUGGGGCAGCCGGCCCUGACACCGCAGCCGGCCCUGCAGCAGCAGCAGCAGGGAGACAUGGGGCAGCAGCCGCAGCCGCCGCCGCAGCAGCAGCAGGAGGCUGGCAGGGCCGCUGCCGCCGCCUCACCCUCAUCCUUGCCUGCGGGUGGUGCAGCAGCUGCAGCAGCAGCGGCAGGAGGGCUGGUUGCUGCCCCCCCCUGCGCCGCUGACGAGUGGGUGUUGUCCCGUGUGGCUGGGCGGCCGGCGCUGGCGGGUGAGCUGCUGGAUGCGGCGAUGCUGCUGUACGCGGUCAGGGUGGGCAGCAGCGUCAAGCUGACCCACACCCUGAGCAGCUCCCUGGCAGCCAGUCUGGCGGGGCUGGAGGAGGUGGAGCGCCACCUGCGCAGGAACACGGAGGAACAGCAGCAGCAGCAGCAACAACAACAACAACAACAACAGGGGGCAGCGGGAGGUGCGGGCCUCAGCAGCUCCUCCGCCUCCGCCUCCUACGCGGCCUACCUGGCGGAGGCUCGGGACUUCUUCCGCCAGGAGGUGGCGGCCAACAUCCGCUUCGGCUGCCUGCUCAAGACCGUCUUCUUCAGCGGCUGGAAGCAGGAGGCCAGCCUGUUCCUAGCCGCAUGGAUCGCCCGCAUGCUCCUAGCAGCAGCCGCACUGCCCGGACCCCUCCUCUCCUACGUCCCCGCAUGCUACCUGGACUGCGUCACCGACACCAUCUCCUCCGUACGACACGCCGCGGAAGCCGUCUGCGGUACGGCACUGCCGCCGGCGGCGCAGGCGCCCAGUGUGGCGGCGCUGCGGACCCACGGGUCGCUCGACGCGCUGAUCUCCCUGCUGGUGGUGCUGUUGCAUGAGCCGCGCAUCUGCACGCCUGACGCGAAGGAGGCGGUGGUGGGGUCGCUGGUGGCGCUGCUGGACAUGCAGCCGGCGGGGGCCAUGCUGGCGGAGUUCGAGGGGAGCGAGGUGGCGAGGGAGCGGCUGGUGGGGGCGGCGGUGGCGGCGUUCGACAGCCGACUGUGG
Messenger RNA from Astrephomene gubernaculifera, 3255 nucleotides. The record is from the annotation of a GenBank genome assembly. Lineage: Eukaryota; Viridiplantae; Chlorophyta; Chlorophyceae; Chlamydomonadales; Astrephomenaceae.